ACUUUUCCCAAUACACCCGAUAAUAAGAAUAUACGUUAUGGCCUUUUAUUUAAUUUCGCUUUCAUGGAAGGAUUAUCAAUUGGUCCUUUGGUUGUUCAACGCAUUACGGUGUUAGCCAGUACAUUUCCUCAUAAAAGAAAAUUACAUUUCUGGGCAAAAAAUUCAUUAUUUGCAAAUAAGAUCUUAAAUGCAAUUCUAACUAGUGGUGGAGUUGUUCCCGUCGAUAGAAAAACAAAGAAUAAUAAAGCGCUGUUUGCCGCAACUUUCGAAGUCUUGAAACUCGGUGAAGUUGUUACCGUGUUUCCUGAAGGAACAUCGCAUUCUCAAUCACGGCUGUUAGAAUUUAAGGAUGGUGCUUCUUGGGCUGUAUUAGAAUAUGCUUCCUUUGUGUCUGAUCUCGAGAAAUCAAAUGGUGGUCGUGACGAUAUCGACAAAAAGAAAUCGAAAUUUCCCGCAAAGGCCAUAGUCAUUCCCGUUGGACUGACUUAUGUUCAAAAAUCAAAAUAUAGGAGCCUGGUCAUAGUUGCAUAUGGUCCACCUAUACACAUGGAAUCGUAUCUCGAGGAUUUCGAAAUAGAUAAUCGAGCAACCGUCAAACGAUUGACCAAACAUAUCGAGACUGAAACGGAAAAAUUAACGAUAAAUGCCCCAGAUUGGGAAACCUCCCACGCAGCAACAAUCGCUAGGCAACUUAUAUUUUCGGGUGACAAACACGUGCCACUUGAAGAUUACGUAAAGAUAACACAGAGUUUGAUAAAUUUUUUCGCAAAUACAAUUUCCGACGAAAUAUUAUCUUUGAAAAACAAUUUAAUUCAAUAUAAGACCUCAUUGGACGAACUCCGUUUAUCCAACGCUGAUAUAGCACGCUACGAAAAUCGUAGUCUUACAAUUCCAUGGGCAACAUAUACAUUCUUACGUGAAUUGUUGAAAUUUGUUGUUCAAUUACCAUUUUUCUUACCAGGAUUAUGUUUUCAUUGGCCGAUAUAUCUGUUGGGUAUAAUAUCAGCGAAAUAUGAAAUAUAUGAAGAGUCGAGAGCACAAAAUAAAAUCGCGUUGGGAUUAACAUGGUUGCUGAUAGCUUAUUCGGCAUUAUUCUUUUUUAUUUGGGUGACGUUCUUUUUUACCCCUUUGGGAUUUAUUCUGGCUGCCAGUGCUGUAUUCAUUUUCGCUUGGUAUCAUAUUGCACUCGUUGAUAGUCACUAUGACAAAUUCAAGAAACUUAUAUCAUCGUUUAGAUUACUUGCGGCCUUGUGUAGUGGAAAAGGAAGUUUACCUAGAGAUCAAGUUGAGAAUUUGAAAGAAAAAAGAGAUUUGUGCCUUGGAAGUUUAAAAAAAAUUGGUAAAGAGUAUAGAAGUAAAAGCGAUGAUUUAAGAAUAGUGUUAGAGCAUUGUGAAAGAGCUUUUAUUUUUGAAGGAAAAAAAUUAAGAUAA
This is a messenger RNA of Funneliformis mosseae, 1431 nucleotides long. The record is from the annotation of a GenBank genome assembly. NCBI's taxonomy places the organism in Eukaryota, Fungi, Glomeromycota, Glomeromycetes, Glomerales, Glomeraceae.